CGGACUUCUCCUGAAGCACUCACUAAGUUUGCAAAGCGCAAAAUCUCCUCACUUGCCCUCCCUCUCUCCAAUCCAUUGCCGAGUCUUUAGAGGUGACGCAGCCUUGGCAACGCAGGCACAAGGUACCGCUGCGCAAGAAAAGAUCACUCCAAGACGCGGGAUAUUCUGUCUGCAGUUUCCAAAAAAACAAACAUGAUACUUCAGUUAUUUGCCGUAGACCUAAUACUUCUGUGCGUAUCUUGCGGAGCAAGUGCAUUGGCAACAACUAUUCCUGCUGUCUCCACGUCCUUGCCAGCCACCAAUUUCACCAAUCUAGGCGCAGCGCACAGCUAUGGAACCGACACCACGACUAUUUCCAAAAGCAGGAGGAAGCGUUACAUUAGUCAGAACGACAUGCUUGCCAUUCUUGACUACCAUAACAAAGUAAGAGGGAAGGUCUUUCCCCCAGCUUCCAAUAUGGAAUACAUGGUGUGGGACGAAACCCUGGCUAAGACAGCCGAGGACUGGGCUCAUGCCUGCCUGUGGGAGCACGGGCCACCUCACCUCCUCAGGUUCCUGGGUCAAAACCUCUCAGUCAGGACAGGACGCUAUCGAUCCAUUCUCCAGCUGGUGAAGCCUUGGUACGAUGAGGUCAAGGAUUACUCCUUUCCCUACCCCCGCGACUGCAACCCUCGAUGCCCUCUCAGAUGCUAUGGACCCAUGUGUACCCAUUAUACACAGAUGGUGUGGGCAACAUCCAACAAAGUAGGCUGUGCUGUUCACACAUGUCAUAAUAUGAACGUAUGGGGCUCAGUGUGGAAACGGGCGACGUAUUUAGUUUGCAACUACUCACCCAAGGGCAACUGGAUCGGAGAGGCUCCCUACAAAGUAGGUGUACCCUGCUCCGCCUGCCCUCCCAGCUACGGGGGCUCCUGCAGCAACAACAUGUGCUUCCCCGCUCUCAAGACAAACUACCUGCACUGGUUCAAAUAAACACAGGUUUCCUCUCGACAUAAGCUGACAACCUACAGUACCACAGAGACAUUAUUUUAAUCCCUUAAGGAUUUGCACAGCAGUCGUGGACCACACUAUUUUGUAUAUAUGGACUUAUUUAAAGACAGAAACAUACAUUUUAAGGCAGCAGACAAUUUUGAUGACUUGUAAAUAAACUGUAAAUUAAUUUGUUACAUGACUAUUUGAAUUGAUGAAAUAUAAUUUAUGUGUAGAAUGGGUCCUUAAACACAGUAUAUACUGUAUGUGGUGCUGCAUAUUUCACUAUGUUUGUUUACCAUUGACAAUGUGGUAAUUAAGGACAUAAUAAGAUCAUAGCAGCUCAUACCUGCUCACUUUGGUGCUAUGGGAAUCACACCUUCAUGUUGUGUGCUCUGCCUUCACAGGAAUGGUGUGAUAUAAACAUCAAAGCUUUUGACCUCAGAGGGUAAAACCUACACACUGGCAGUGUCAGCUUUGUAGCUGCUGUAGGUAGGCUACAUCAAACUUCAUACUCAAGUCUAUUGCAAUUUCCAUUUGUGUCCUGGAACAAAUUGGCAACAAUUUGUUGACAAGAGUGCACUUACUGUAAACUGAAAAUAUAUGACAAAAUGACUACACAGUCAGUCAGAUUGAGAGAUCUUUAUUUAAAGGCGUGAUGCUAGCAUAGAUGACGCCUCUGUUGUCAAAAGCCGUUUGUUUCAACAUUAGUGCAUUUGCAGUUUUAAUCUGCACUGAUUAGGUUGUUUCAUUACAGACGUUUCACAGGUUUCAUUCAUAUUAUAUCUAAUAUUUAUGCUAAAGAGAGCACAUAGAAUAAAUCUGACUCACAUAUCUGUUUUAUAAUCAUAUUUGUACAUGGUGUAUUGGUAUAUUGGAACAAUUUCAUUGUUAAUAUUUUGUUAUGAUCACUGAUGUAGUUUGUUUUUUGGAGUUAAUAGGCACUCAAGUGCACCUUAAUUUUUUAAAAAUUUCCAAAAUACCAGGAAAUUCGUUUUUUUGUACAUGUAGAUAAUCAUUAUACAACGACUAUCCUAAAACAAGUAUACUGUAAGUUAUUCAUUUUUAUAUGGGGAAAAAUAUUUAAUUGAUAUUCAUUUUUGUAUUGUUUUGUAAAAGAAUUGUAAAUAUAUCUGAAUGAUUAAAAUGUACUGAAUAUGGUUCAUUUGCAUGUCAACUUUUAUAAUUUUUAAGGAAAUAAUGUAAAGUAACUUGGUACUAUUUCUAUGAACUAAGCACUAGCAUAAUGUUGGCAAGUGAAUGCCUCAACACUUUUAACUUUGGCAAAUGCAUCAGAAUUUCUUUUCAAAUUGGGACAGUUUCUGAGAAGGACACAAUCAGCAGUGUGAUGGAGACAUAUCCAAAUACAGCAAAAAAUGUAGCCAUUGAUGCAAACCUUAGAGGGAAAUAAUGCUUUAUAAAAUAGGAACAUAUUCCGCACUGACUGUAUUUAAAUCAACAACAAGCUAUUUAUGCAACGAACUGCGCUUUUCCUGUUGUGUUUUGUAUUUGUAAUAAAAAUGGUCUAUUUUGA
Molecule: messenger RNA, 2503 nt
Organism: Perca fluviatilis (European perch)
Lineage: Eukaryota; Metazoa; Chordata; Actinopteri; Perciformes; Percidae
Gene: pi15a
Product: peptidase inhibitor 15a
Exons: 6
Coding region: 193-972 (259 amino acids)
Cellular component (GO): extracellular region
Source: RefSeq, a predicted model, not a curated record